ACCCGGAAGUAUUGUCGCAGUUCCGGAAAGCAGGACAAACAGGUUCCGGUGGUUUUUAACCUGUUUUAGCCUUUUAGUGUAAAAUGGGGGAGGCAGACGUGACACUGAAUCAGACAGACGAGAAGCCCCCAGACCCAGGGUUGGCUCCCGGAGAGGACUCGGUUGUGUGGAGCCAUGAGGUGGAGGUUUGUCUGUUUCACGCGAUGAUCGGACACAAACCCGUCGGUGUGAACCGUCACUUCCAUAUGAUCUGUAUCAGAGAUAAGUUCAGUCAGAACAUCGGCCGGCAGGUGUCUGCCUCUGUCAUCUGGGAUCAUCUGGGAACCAUGUACGACAUGCAGGCUCUGCACGAGUCGGAGAUCUUGCCGUUUCCUAACACAGAGAAAAGCUUCUCUCUGCCUGAGGACAUCAUCCAGGAGGUGAAAGAAGGGAAGCUGGUUUCAGAGGAGGAGACCAAAGAGGAGUUCAAGAUGGAGAGGGAACCUCCAGCUACACAAGAAGAAGGUUUUGUGUUUCCUUUCUCUUCAGGCAGUAACUCAUCAGUGAAGAUGUCAGAGCGAACAGGCAGCAAUCGGGACAAGGAGAGAGAGCGAGACAAGGAGAAGGGGGGAAGUGAAGGAGGAGGGAAGGAGGCAGAGAAGAGGAAGAGGAGUCGAGCGGCCGAGAAGCUGCUGUCCUCUUCUAACCCUGCAAGUCCAGGCGGAGUCAAGAGGAGACGCACCUGAGAGAAAGACACAGCGUGAGGAGGAGAGAGGGAGGGAGGUUAUUAGACAGAGAAAUAAAUGAGUGAAGAAGAAGAGAAGUUGUCACAGGAAUCAAACCUGCAAGCUUUUCACCAUGUGACCAGCCUCUGUCUGAUCGCCAUGCUGCAACAGGAAACAGGUAGAGAAGAAAACAUGAACCUCUCUGUUCAGCUCACUCCUUGGCUUCUCUGAUUGGCCGCUUUACACCUGUCAGUCGACAACUGCUGCUUCGUCCCAGUGCCAUUUCCAUCAUGUGAUCACAGUGAGAGGAAGUGACAUGUCGGGAGGCAGCAGCCUGAGUCCAGAGAGGUUUGAGGGCACAACUGAAGCUGGAGCACUGCCUGAGAUCUGAGCACAGUGCAAACACGAUGGGUUUUACUUGUAGUUUUUAUCAAUUAGUUGCAGUAGUCUCGGGUGUCACGUUCACUGAGGACCGUGGGGGCACGUCCCUGCUCACGUGUUUGUCCCCCUCCACUCUGUCUGGGUCUCCUGCAGUCUUCACUCUGCACUCACAGCCAUGCUGUACUCACUGAUCUGAGCAAAAGGAGGGCUGCUAGUAGUGGCUAAUGUUAGCUGUGUUAGUACAUACCUGGUUGUUUGAAUAAAAAUGUCAAAGUGACAAAGUUUGUGGAUGUGAAAAUGAAACUACACAUCCCAAGUUGCAUUUCAGUAAGAGCCGUCCAAUCAGUGCUCGUUUAGCUCUGCACUCCUGUAACACUGUCAGACUGGAUGGUUUCAAAAAGGAAAAUCUGUUUUCUAUUCCAAAUAACUUUCUGCCUAGUUAAAACCUGGAGCCUACAUUACCCACAAUGCAACUUGUGAGUCUGAUCAGAGAUUCAAGUGUGUUUUGAGCAUUUAGUCAGCUGAUGGGUAACAUCUGUAAUCGAUGUUUUUUAAUCUAUUGAUGUGAGGAGCUGAUUGAUAACAGGCUGUUCAGCUGUGUGUGCCAAUAAAGAUGAGCUCAGUAGAUUUACUUAGGUCAGGGGUGCCCACACUUCUUCACCGUGCAAGCUACUUUUCAAAUGACCAAGUCAAAAUGAUCGACCUACACACACACACACACACACAGGUAUGAAUGAGUGUCGUAGUUGUUAUGAACAGUCUAAAGUGCCGCUCCACGUUUCCCUUCUUCGGAAUAGUGAUGGUAGAUCAAGCAAACGCAUUUCGAAUAGAACGUUGCUUAAAAAAAAGGCCUCCCAUUCCACAUGGAAUGUUUCGGUACGUUUUCGGUUUCUUACUUGAUUCGGCCCCCCCACUCAUUUUAUACCCUUUAAUUCGAAGGCUGACAAGGUAGUCAAGUAGCAAAUGGAUGAUAGGCUCUAUAUGAAUGACUGGCACUUUGUGCUUUUCCUGGUAGGGGUCGCCACAGCAUGUUAACAUUUGGCUCGUGUUUUACAUCUAAUUUAUUUUUGAAUGGCACGUGAUCUACCAACACUACCUUUGUGAUCUACGUAUUGGGUACCCCUGACUUAGGUACUGUAAAGAAAUGCAGUUUAGAGGUUCUCAAACUUGACCAAUUGUGUUCUCUUCCACUUUGUGUUACAUUAUAAUCUACAUUAUUGUACUUCUUGCUCCACUGCACUUGUUUGACAGGUACUUCUCAGUGUAAGGUCACAUCAUCUCCACUUUGACCAGGCACAACAUUAAAAUACUGCUGUUAAAGCCUCAGUCACACAACAGGUACAUAGUGAUGUAAAUUAAUUGGCAACAUAUCUGGUCAUUUUAGUCAUUUUAAUGUCAGUGGUCCCAGUUUCUCAGAUGUGGCAGUUCUGUCAGUGCGAAGUGAACCUUUGACAGUUUACAGUGAACAAAGUAACUAAUAAUGAAUAAUGUUAUAAUCAGCAGCCUAAUGAAAACGAUUGGUAGAUGUAGCCAUAAAUAAGUGAUGCAAUAACACAUGUCACCAGUCUGCAUAGUGAAUACUUCUGUUACUAUAAACUAUGAAUACUUUGGUGCUUUGUGUAAAAGGAUUUUUACUUCAGUUCCUGCUUUGAAUACAUCUUAGGUCACUAACAACAGAAGAGGUCACAGGAAGGUUUUGUACCAAACAGCGGUUCACUUCAGCCUGAGCCCGCAGGGCGGAGAGCAGCAGAUGAUCUGGUGAAGGAAUAAAAACACACUGCAAAGGC
Molecule: messenger RNA, 2872 nt
Organism: Monopterus albus (swamp eel)
Lineage: Eukaryota; Metazoa; Chordata; Actinopteri; Synbranchiformes; Synbranchidae
Gene: mrgbp
Product: MRG/MORF4L binding protein
Exons: 5
Coding region: 84-725 (213 amino acids)
Biological process (GO): regulation of transcription by RNA polymerase II
Cellular component (GO): NuA4 histone acetyltransferase complex; nucleus
Source: RefSeq, a predicted model, not a curated record